UAGGGAUGUUCAAAGCCGACCAAGGACAAAAGUGGCACCUCAAUAGCACGGCCACACUAUUGCACGCUGUCAGGUUAAGAGACAACAACACACAUGGAGGAAAUGCAAGGAGUUGUUACUGAUUUGCAGUGAAUUUGGACAUUGCAACUGCAAUAAGUCAUAAUAAACAUGUCUGCAAUUGAAUCCAACUUGCCCAUAUAUCCCCUCCCUAGAUUAUUUGUCUCUAAAUGGAUCCUGUAAAAGCACAGCAGUUAGCAGCUGAAUUGGAGGUGGAAAUGAUGGCUGAUAUGUAUAACAGGAUGACUGGUGCUUGUCAUAAAAAAUGUGUUCCACCACACUACAAAGAGGCUGAACUGUCUAAAGGGGAGAGUGUAUGCCUUGAUCGCUGUGUUUCUAAGUAUCUGGACAUCCAUGAGAAAAUGGGAAAGAAGCUUACUGAGCUGUCUCUGCAAGACGAGGAGCUGAUGAAAAAGAUGCAACAGGGCGUGACUUCGACAUAGUAACACUGCAAAUAGAAUUAAGGACUUUUAUGUUCAGUAUUACCAUAUUUUUAUGGUGAAAAAAACCACAAUUUUUGUUGAGUGUGUGGUAACUAAUCUGAAGGAAAGCUUUCCUAACUACUGGGCUUUUUAUUUCCUUUAACAAAGUGGCUGAGAGCAGUUUUUCAUCACAUAACAUUGCAGUCGUUGGAUUUUCACAAGCUGGAUAAUUAUCAUUGCCCAUUAAGUUUUCUUUUUUUAUAUCAGGAUGGCUGAUUUAUUGAAACUGUCCCAACAGUGUUCCAAAGAUUUUUGUUAUUUGUGCUGGUGAAUCUAAUCAAUUUAUUUCUAUUGGUCUAAUAUUGUAUGCUGUAAUAACAUUGAAAAGUGUUAAGGCUACAGUGCUUCAGAUAUUUGUUAUACCACACGGCUUGUUUUUUUUGUUUUUUUUUGCCCUUUGGAUUUCAGGUAGGAUUAUGGUUUAUAUUAGAUUACUUUCAGUGGAACAGUGACCUCUGCUGGUGAAAUAAACAUCAAAACCAUGUUAUGCUUCACUUUACCACACACUUCAAACAUGUCUCAAAUAAUUGGGGUACAUUUGUUUUGGAACUUUUUGUACAUUUGUUUCUUAUUCAAAAUUCACAAACUGCAAUAGAAAGCAUAUGCAAUUAAAUUAUUUUCUAUGUUAUACAAUAAAAGUUACCUUAUCUAA
Molecule: messenger RNA, 1191 nt
Organism: Xenopus laevis (African clawed frog)
Lineage: Eukaryota; Metazoa; Chordata; Amphibia; Anura; Pipidae
Gene: timm10.S
Product: translocase of inner mitochondrial membrane 10 homolog S homeolog
Exons: 3
Coding region: 228-500 (90 amino acids)
Biological process (GO): protein insertion into mitochondrial inner membrane
Cellular component (GO): mitochondrial intermembrane space chaperone complex; mitochondrial inner membrane
Source: RefSeq, a predicted model, not a curated record